ACCAAUGAUAGUGCAACCACAACCUUGUGUAUAGGAAGGAAGAGUAUAUAGAUAUUGUUUGAGUGAAGGGGAGCCAAAUAAGUUAACAACAUAUAUAGCACAAAUUAAGAGAUUAUGGCAGGCCCAAUGAGACCACAAAUUGUGCUAUUUGGCUCUUCCAUAAUUCAAAUGAGUUUUGAUAAUGGUGGUUGGGGUGCUAUUCUAGCUAAUUUGUAUGCUAGAAAGGCUGAUAUAGUGUUGAGGGGAUACUCUGGUUGGAAUUCAAGACGUGCUUUGGAGGUUCUUGAUGAAGUUUUUCCCAAGGAUGCUCAUGUGCAACCAUCAUUGGUAAUUAUCUACUUUGGUGGGAAUGAUUCAAUUCACCCUCACCCAUCUGGUCUUGGUCCUCAUGUCCCCCUUGAAGAAUAUGUUGAAAAUAUGAGAAAGAUUGCUAACUAUCUAAAGAGUCUUUCGGAUCAUAUUCGCCUUAUAUUUCUCGCCUCUCCUCCUAUCAGUGAAGUACAAAUCAGGAAAAAACUCAGUGCAACACAAUCUGGAAGAACAAAUGAACAUUGUGGAAUAUAUGCAAAGGCAUUGGUGGAGCUAUGUGAUGAAAUGAAUUUAAAAGUCAUUAAUCUAUGGUCUGCAAUUCAGCAAAGGGAUGACUGGUUAGAUGUCAGCUUUACGGAUGGAGUUCAUUUAUCAGCUGAAGGAAGUAAGGUAGUUUUGAAGGAAAUAUUAAAAAUCCUUAGGGAAGCAGAUUGGAAGCCAAAUUUGCAUUGGAUGGCACUACCAACUGAAUAUGCUGAAGAUUCACCAUAUUACCCUCCAAGUCCAGAUGGAACCACCACCAUAAAUGUGUCCUACAGUAUCCCUAGGAGACAUUUGCAAUGGGAUUAAUCUAUAAAAAGCAUUUGUGUGGUGUGGUUUGAGUAUAAAAAAAUGAAGCAAUAAUUGAAAAGAAAAAAGAAAAAAAAACACUUUGGUUAUUGUUAUUUUUAUAUGCAAUUUAUUUUGCAAAGAUUGAAAGAAAUUCAAUUGUGUGGAGCUCUUGAAAAAAGUCAGUCACAGAAAGGGAAAGGUUAUAUAUUUCAUAUUUUAUUUAAAUAAUAAAGGGAAGAGUUUUUUUUUCUUCA
Molecule: messenger RNA, 1115 nt
Organism: Trifolium pratense (red clover)
Lineage: Eukaryota; Viridiplantae; Streptophyta; Magnoliopsida; Fabales; Fabaceae
Product: GDSL esterase/lipase CPRD49-like
Exons: 6
Coding region: 115-879 (254 amino acids)
Molecular function (GO): hydrolase activity, acting on ester bonds
Source: RefSeq, a predicted model, not a curated record